CGCCAUGAAGCCUCGCGCGCGCCGGCUGGCCUCUAUCAGCGCCACUGGAAGCGCGCCGCGUCCACGGCCCAGGACGCGCGUCGCGCUGGCAAAACCUCGUGAUAACCCAGGCACAGCGAUGUGAAAGUGGGGACGUGAGUCCAUCAGCUGGUGCGGCUGAACAUUCUCUCCUCCUCUGGCUCUGGAUUGUGGAUUGUGACAAGUAGCAGGAACAGGAACCAAACGGGACCAGGACUAUAACGACUUCCCGGGGAUUGUCACUUCUCUGCAUUUGAUCGCAAGGGUUCCCCCCCUUACGACAGUUUUCGCCUGACAGCGCGCCUUCCCCCGGAGCCAAGACGUUGUUCCCCGUAGAGCCGGGGUGCCCCAGUCCGAGCAGCGCAGUCCGUGCGGGGAGGUCGGCACUCGGCGUCCUGCAGGCCGGCGACAUGAUGGUCCACUGCGCCGGGUGCGAACGGCCCAUCCUGGACCGGUUCCUCCUCAACGUGCUGGACAGAGCCUGGCACGCCAAGUGCGUCCAGUGCUGCGACUGCAGCUGCAACCUCACCGAGAAGUGCUUCUCCAGAGACGGAAAGCUCUAUUGCAAAAUGGACUUUUUCAGGCGGUUUGGCACAAAAUGCGCGGGCUGUCUGCAGGGAAUCUCGCCAAACGACCUGGUGCGUAAAGCCCGCAGCAAGGUGUUCCAUCUCAACUGCUUCACCUGCAUGGUGUGUAACAAGCAGCUGUCCACGGGAGAGGAACUCUAUGUCAUAGACGAAAACAAGUUUGUGUGCAAAGAAGAUUAUUUGAGCUCCGGAGCCAUCAAAGAAGUCAACUUGAACUCAGUGUCGUCGUGUACAGAUAGGAGUUUAUCGCCGGAUCUGCAGGACCCAAUACAGGACGACAUAAAGGAGACGGACAAUUCCACGUCCUCAGAUAAGGAAACGAACAAUAUUGAGAACGAGGAGCAGAACUCGGGGACCAAGCGGCGGGGGCCCCGGACCACCAUCAAGGCCAAGCAGCUGGAAACGUUAAAGGCGGCUUUCGUGGCCACGCCGAAGCCGACCCGGCACAUCAGAGAGCAGCUGGCGCAGGAAACGGGUCUGAACAUGCGGGUCAUCCAGGUUUGGUUCCAGAACAGAAGAUCCAAAGAGCGACGGAUGAAGCAGCUGAGCGCUCUGGGAGCCCGGCGGCACGCUUUCUUCAGGGGCCCGAGGAGGAUGAGGCCGCUCGGAGGCAGGCUGGAGGACCCAGACAUUCUGGGACCGGGGGCCUACGGCUACUACGGAGAAUACCAAGGGGACUAUUAUGGACCGGGGAGCAACUAUGACUUCUUCCCCCACGGCCCUCCGUCCUCGCAGGCUCAGUCUCCAGCCGAGUCCCCCUACAUCCUGGGCUCCGGCCCCGGGGCCAUGGAGGGCUCGGGCCACCACCCCUCAGACGACCAAAGGUUCACGGACAUGAUCUCCCACGCGGAAACCCCCAGUCCGGAGCCGGGAUUACCGAGCUCCCUGCAGCCCGUCCCCGGGGAGGCGUACGGGGGCGGGCCCAGUCCCCCUUUCUCCUUGGCCAGUAACUCCAGCUACAGCGCUCCCAUGUCCCACCAAGGCCAGGAGAUCGGAGAAACCACAGCCUGGUAGAGGACAAAGAGACACGCAGGGACCAUUCGCGGGCUGAACGCCCAGUUAAUUCAGGAGAUGAAUCAACACAAAAAAGACAAAAAAAAAACAACAACAAACAAACAGAAAAAAAAAAACAUUGUUGAGUGAAAAGUAUAGAUGAGAUUUCUAAGGGGGGACUUUUUAAAAUCACGCACUGAUUUUCGCCACUGAUGGAAACAGAGUGGAUUAGCUCGCAGGAAAAAGUUGCUGCCCAGUAGACACUCCAAAGCAUAUCCCUUCCUGGAUAACUGGACUUGAAAUGUUAAAGAAAACACACACACACACACACAUGUCAAACAAUCCAUCCAGCAAAAACGCGUCUCGCCUUCCCCUUGUUGUUCACCAAGGUAUCUUCUAAUGAAGGAACACAUUAGACAGUAAAGCCAAAGGGGACAUGCUCAGCUUCUUUUUUUCUUCCCCUCUUAAUUUCUCUUCUCAUAUGUUUUGCUUUAAAGCAAUAUCACAGUUUGUUCUGUUGCUUCUUUUAAGUUGAUACAACUCAGUAUUACAAAAAGACAAGGGACCCAUUUGAUCCACGCUUUAAUGUUCAUAUAUAUAUAUAUAUAAACUAUAUCUAUAUAUAAGCACGUCUGUCACAACCAAGACGGGAUAUGUUUUUUCAAAAAACGUUGUUCAUUUUCUACAUUUUGUGUCACACAGUAUGUCAAAUCAAAGGCUGCUGCUGCUGCUACCACUCACACACACACACACACACACACACACACACACACACACACACACACACACACACACACAAGGCGCCGACUUUCUCCAGCAGGAGUCUCAGCUUUACAUACCUUAAUGCACAUAAAGCGUUCUUGAUCACAGCCUAAAAGGAGGCCGUCUAUACCAUUAUUCAAAACACGGGCGCACAAUUAUACAGACACUUGUACCCACACGAACACACGCACACACAAAUCUCACACCCAUCCAGGCGGCCCUGAUAGUUCUGCUCUGCACACUGCUUCACCUGACCUUCCUUUUGUUACUGUCCCUUUUAAAAAACAUGUUUUAAUGGAAAUGAUUUUCAAAAGAACAUUGAACCCAUAAUGGAGAAUGUCCUUCAACAGCUGAGGUCUCCUUCCUCUAAAGAGAGAAAACAAAAGAGGGGGCAGACAACAUCUGUGACAUUACCUCUGUCUGCUCCGAGGCACUCGUUGCCAUCUAGUGGCCGCCGUUUCAAUGCGCGCGAGCGUU
Molecule: messenger RNA, 2837 nt
Organism: Salarias fasciatus (jewelled blenny)
Lineage: Eukaryota; Metazoa; Chordata; Actinopteri; Blenniiformes; Blenniidae
Gene: lhx5
Product: LIM homeobox 5
Exons: 7
Coding region: 429-1619 (396 amino acids)
Biological process (GO): regulation of transcription by RNA polymerase II; neuron differentiation
Cellular component (GO): nucleus
Molecular function (GO): DNA-binding transcription factor activity, RNA polymerase II-specific; zinc ion binding; RNA polymerase II transcription regulatory region sequence-specific DNA binding
Source: RefSeq, a predicted model, not a curated record